Molecule: messenger RNA, 1058 nt
Organism: Coccinella septempunctata (seven-spotted ladybird)
Lineage: Eukaryota; Metazoa; Arthropoda; Insecta; Coleoptera; Coccinellidae
Exons: 3
Coding region: 149-748 (199 amino acids)
Source: RefSeq, a predicted model, not a curated record
CUAUUCGAAUUCUGUGCUAAAACCAAAACCCCUUGUAUCUUCGGUGGCAAAAAGAUGAUGAUUUUGAAUAAUAAUAACACUUCUCCACCAAUGUUUGAAAGCAAGAAAAUGACAAUAAUAUAUUUUUUACUUUUAGGAGCUAGGGAAAAUGGAAAAAAGAAAAGAAUAUAAAAUUAUUCCAGUGGAAUUUGUGGAUAUUCAGGAUGGCGAUUAUAUAUUGAACUCAUCUGACGGGGAAGAGUACAGAGUAACAGGUGACAUUUCUACGAAAAAAGGAAGCAUGAUUCGUGUACUUGAUGAUACUUUCUUAAAACUGACAAAUGAUAUUGAACAGAAUAAUCUUGAAGAAAUUGUUAUUCUGAAGGAUGAUGUGAAGAGGGAGCAAUUUGGAGAAUCCAAUGUAACAUCUAGGGAAAGAUUGACUGCUGUUUGGCCGAAUAUGGCAACAAAAAUCCUUGUUGAUAAGUAUAAGGAACUGAAACCACGAGUACUAAGAUCAGAAAUAAAAUCAAUGAAGCAUAUGUGGGAAUUAAUAAAUGAGGAACUUGGAAUCAAUGGUUUCCACUAUGAACUUCAGCAGGUUGAGAGUAAAUGGAAAAGUUUAAUAAGGUCAUAUAGAGUGAGAGUUUCUGUUGGAGGGAAAAGAAAACCUAAUUCCUUUGCUGCGCCAUUUGAUAAAGAAAUAGGGGAGAUAUUAUCACUAUUAAGUCAAAAUGAUACAGACAUGGACAGAAUUGAUUCAAGGUGAGUUUAAUAUGAAUGAUUCUUCAAGGAAAAAAUUAAUUUUUUUUUAGUCCACCCCCCAAAAAAUCAAAAUUGACCACUGAAGAAAUGUGUGAUAAUGGUAGUUCAAAAAUGGAUCCUGAAGAAAUUGUAUCCAAAACAAUUUUCAAACUAAAUACAGAAGAAAUAAAUAAAAACCUCUCUCUAAUAGUGAAAUCAAUUGAAAGAGGUACCUUGAAAAGAGAAAAGGUUGAAGAGAAAAAGUGGGAACAAAGGGAAAGACUUAUAAACGCAAUUGAGAAAGGAAAUGAAUUACUUAGUCGAUUAUUAGAGAA